Hemiscyllium ocellatum (epaulette shark) is the source of this 1936-nucleotide messenger RNA. It is a transcript of the gene tiprl, whose product is annotated as TIP41, TOR signaling pathway regulator-like (S. cerevisiae). Gene Ontology annotation, cellular component: cytosol. Gene Ontology annotation, biological process: TOR signaling. Bases 426 to 1265 code for a protein of 279 amino acids. Lineage: Eukaryota; Metazoa; Chordata; Chondrichthyes; Orectolobiformes; Hemiscylliidae. The record is from RefSeq and is a predicted model, not a curated record. The transcript has 8 exons.
AAGGUUUGAAGUUCGAAAGCAGAGAAAUAAACAGUAACUGACCACUGUCAAUUUUUUGGAGGCAAUGAUUUAUAAUUCUUGCCUCCAGUUUCUUUUUAUCAACGACGUUCAUGGAAUAUUCACUGACUGGUCAAUUGCGUAACGUGUUGGGUAAAGCUUGUUUCAAACUAGCUGUGUGAACGUAUUAGAGGGAUGCAUGGUGCUGAUUUCACCGUAGCAGUUACCCAGAAAUUUCAGUAUCCUUUGAUUCUAUUGACUAUUCCAAGUCAGUGACUCAACAUAUUCCUUCACUCAGACUAAAAGCAACACAGCUUUUCCAACAAUACCAAAGGGAAAUAUAUGGCCAUAAUAUAUAUGAGCAUUGAUCAACCCACAAGGAAUUACUCUUGAAAUUCAAAACUGCCUGCUGGUGACAUUUGACCGCAAUGACAACACAUAGUUUCAAAAACAGCAAACAGGAAUUUAAUUUUGGACCAUGGAAACUAACUGCCAACAAAAGCCAUAUUAUGAAAUCAAAGGACAUUGAAAAGUUAGCUCAGGAAAUGAAGAUGCAUUCCCUUCCAGAGAUGUUAUUUGGUGAUAAUGUCUUAAAAGUGCAACAUGCUGGAGGAUUUGGAAUUUCAUUUAAUGCCACAGAUGCCUUAAGGACUGUGGACAAUGGGCACGGCACAGUGAAAGUGGCAUGUGCGGAGGCGUGGCAAGAAAGCAGGGCCGAAUCUGAACACUCUAAAGAAGUUGUUAAACCCUAUGAUUGGACUUUUACUACAGACUAUAAAGGAACAUUACUUGGUGAUGAGUUGAAGUUAAAGGUUACUCCUACAACUGAACGUAUUGAUUUGGAGAAGUUGAAAACCAGAGAGCAGAUCAUGUAUUUUGAAGAAGUUUUGUUGUUUGAAGAUGAACUUCAUGAUCAUGGUGUCUCCAUGCUUAGUGUGAAAGUGAGAGUGAUGCCAUCUAGUUUCUUUGUGCUACUGCGAUUUUUCUUGAGAGUUGAUGGAGUACUCAUACGAACAAAUGAUACAAGAGUUUAUCAUGAGGCUGACAAAAACUACCUUCUCUCUGAAUACAGUUCCCGGGAAAGUAAUAUAUCUGCUCUUCAGAAUGUUCCACAGUAUCUUUUUACUGAUCCGAAUGAGAUCUCAAAGUAUUUGCCGCUGAAAAAGCUAAUCUGUGAGAAGUUGGAAUUCCCAGAAGGCGUGGAUAACAACACUACAUUUGAAAAUAUGCAAAUUGGCAUUACAGGCAGAGAAUCAAGACAGACGUGACAUUUUGCCACAAAGAGAAGAGUUGUAUGUUCUUUAUAAGUGAUAGACUAGUAUAAUUCUAUUUGAUUUACUUUAGUCGCUGCCAGUAUACUACUUAAGAACUACUGCAGUGAAUUUUGUGUUGUAAAAGCUGCAGCUAACAUUCUGAAACCUGUACUGGACUAUUUAUCAAAAACAACAUUUAUUUUUUGGCUUGAUUUAAGAAUUCAGGCUUAGUCGAUACAGUAGAAGCCAAAAUAUUGUGAACACUGCAGCUUUCAGUAUGAUUUUUAUGUGCAAGUUAUUAAUGUUUCUAUUUUUUUUUGCUAAUGAAAUCUUGAAUCUAUUCAAGUUCUUUAAAGACAGAUGAAAUUUUUAACUGGUUAUUUGUAAUUAAGGUGAAAAUUAGUCGAUUUACAAAAGGUUGAUUGAAACAGCACGUUCAUAAUGUGCUGGUAGUACUGGUAUAUGCUUGGAACUGUACCACAGCAUUUGUGCUUGUUUGUCACUAACACAACCCCCUCGCAUAUGAGUAAAAUUCAACAUUUGUCACAUAGCCAAUAUCACAGGCAACCAUUUACUGCAAGUUACCAUUGUGCAGUUUUGUAUUACUGAUCAGUCAAUGUAAGCCAAUAAUGGAUAUCAUUAAAGCAGUGGAACUGUGUAAACCGUAAAAUCUAAAUAAAGAUUGA